CUUUACCGGCUGCCGUCCAGAGACUCUAGGCAGGCAGAACCGGCCUUUUCGGAGAAGGGAGUGCGAGGCCGCUGUCGGUGCUGCGCGGAGGGCAGGGGGCGCCGGCUUCCCCCCCCCCGGCCGCCAUGUCGGUGCUGAGCUGGAAGCCCUUCGUCUACGGCGGGCUGGCCUCGCUGGUGGCCGAGUUCGGGACCUUUCCUGUGGACCUCACCAAAACGCGGCUCCAAGUCCAAGGCCAAAGCAUCGAUGCCCGUUUCCGAGAGAUCAAGUACCGUGGCAUGUUCCAUGCCUUGUUCCGUAUCUACCGAGAGGAAGGCAUCCUGGCCCUGUACUCUGGGAUUGCUCCGGCCUUAUUAAGACAAGCAUCUUACGGCACCAUCAAGAUCGGCAUAUACCAGAGUCUGAAGCGGCUUUUUGUGGAUCGCUUGGAAGGUCAGUGUGUCGGAGGAGUAUCGUGGGCGUCUGUGCAGUGCCAUGCUAGCGGAUGCGGAUGCUGUGCCCGCGAGGAUUGGCCCAGGGCAAGCCGUGGCCCGGUCUCCUUUGGAGAGUGCUGCGAUGAGACGUUACUGAUCAACGUCAUCUGUGGAGUGGUGUCGGGGGUGAUCUCCUCUGCGCUGGCCAACCCGACAGAUGUGCUGAAGAUCCGGAUGCAGGCCCAGGGCAGUCUGUUCCAGGGGGGCAUGAUCGGGAGCUUCGUCGACAUCUACCAGCAGGAAGGCACGCGGGGCCUCUAUCGGGGCGUGGUCCCCACUGCUCAGCGAGCGGCCAUUGUGGUUGGAGUGGAGCUGCCCGUCUACGACAUCACCAAGAAGCACUUAAUCCUCUCGGGGCUCGUGGGGGACACCAUCCUUGCCCAUUUUAUCUCCAGCUUUACGUGUGGGCUGGCUGGUGCCGUUGCUUCAAACCCGGUGGAUGUGGUGCGGACGCGCAUGAUGAACCAGCGGGCCAUCGUGGGCAGCGUGGACCUCUACAGGGGCACCCUGGAUGGUCUGGUGAAGACGUGGAAAAGCGAGGGCUUCUUUGCACUCUACAAAGGAUUCUGGCCGAACUGGCUGCGGCUUGGGCCCUGGAACAUCAUUUUCUUUAUCACCUACGAGCAACUGAAGAGGCUCCCUUUCUAGGGCCGGCUCCGCCUGGCGCUCCCGCUGCCCUCCUGCCUCGUCUGCCCCUUCCCUGCAUCUUCAUGCCCGUGGGGACUGAGGCGCCUCCCCCCCCCGCCUGGGGCUUGUGUGGGGCGGGGGCGCGUUGGGGCCAGAGAUACCCAGAGCCCACUGCAUGUGCUUUCCCGCCAGGGGAGGGCGAGGGGGCACGGCGGGCGGCAGGAGUCGCUCUCUCUUCUGUGAAGAGCUGCGUGAGCUGGUGGCCAGGCUGGCAUUGCAGGGGGCUGUGCCUUCCCCUGAGGAGGACCCCACGCCUUCCCCACGCCUCAGGCAGGGGGGGCUCAAGGGGGCUGCUGCUGCUGCCGCCACCCCCCCUUGCCAUGUGACCUGAUUAAACUAUUUAUUGGAGCUCU
Molecule: messenger RNA, 1513 nt
Organism: Hemicordylus capensis (graceful crag lizard)
Lineage: Eukaryota; Metazoa; Chordata; Lepidosauria; Squamata; Cordylidae
Gene: SLC25A14
Product: solute carrier family 25 member 14
Exons: 10
Coding region: 126-1121 (331 amino acids)
Biological process (GO): transmembrane transport; mitochondrial transport
Cellular component (GO): mitochondrial membrane
Source: RefSeq, a predicted model, not a curated record